This is a messenger RNA of Trematomus bernacchii (emerald rockcod), 1214 nucleotides long. RefSeq names its product proline-rich protein 36-like. The record is from RefSeq and is a predicted model, not a curated record. The coding region runs from base 158 to 667 and encodes 169 amino acids. The transcript is spliced from 2 exons. Lineage: Eukaryota; Metazoa; Chordata; Actinopteri; Perciformes; Nototheniidae.
GGUUACAACCUGCUCUUCAUUUGAAAAGAGCUUUUAGUUGUAAAAUAAGUUGGUAAACUUACAAAAUCUGAAGGGGGUUAAAUACUUGUUUCCUCCACUGUAAAUGUAUAGCCUCAAUGUCCUGAGAUAGCUGAUUGAUUUAAUAGUUGGAUGUACAAUGUGUCUCAAUGGAGAAGAAGAAACCUCAGAUUCCUUAGAGUCCAUCGAGGUGAGUUCCUCCGAGGAGACGUCCCCCGCUGUGUCCCCUUCCCAGGAUCCCCCCCCACAGGACCCCAUCACAGAGACACCCCUUCCUAACGUGAUCCAGGAGACUGAACCUCCUUCCUCACUCCCUUCCUCACCUCCUCCCCUCCUCAUCUCCUUCCCUCCUCUCCUCUCAGAGGACCCUCAGACCUCCACAGACCCCCUCCCUCUCCUCCCUGAAGACCCAGCAAACAUAGCUCUGUUUGUGGACGUUUCUCCGAGCGCUGACCUCCUGACCGUCCUUCCACAUGUGGACGCCUCUGCCUCCCCCUCCCCAAUUCCAGAUUUUCCUCACUUUUUCUCCACGGCAGCCCCCACCCUAAAGAUCCCUCUAAGCACCGCCCUCACCGGGGUCCCUGUUUGUGUCACGUUCCAGUUCUACACCCCCGAACCAGAACCAGAACCCAGAGGAGACAGCAAGUGAUCCAAAGAGACCAAGUGAAGUGUUUUGGCCGUGCUGCUUUCUGACAGAGGGUCUGUGAGGGUCUGAACGAAUCUCUGAUUUUCAGGGUUCGAGUUAUAAUCUGAGCUUUAUGGGGGUCUCUAAAACUAAGGUUAGGGGUGGAGAUAAAUAUAUCAAUAACAGCCAGGUAAUAACAUAAAUAACGGGUGAGAGAGAGAGAGACUUGACGCGUAGUUCUUUUGGAAAACAUGUUUUUCUUUCAGCCUAUUUACCUCGUUAACGUAUUUAAUACUCAUUACAUUGAAAAGUGCAUUAUUUGUGGUUAAAAUAAUGGUUGUUGGUAAUGUGUUAGCGACCCCCACAGAUGUAUGAUUUCACUGCUUUCAUAGGAGCUCAGACCCCUCCUCAUGAGAGCUCAGCUCCCAUUGGCUCCCACAUAACUCGAACCCUGCUGAUUUUAAACAAAACACAUCUUUACAGUCUGGUUAUUAUGUACUUUAUAACUCUUUGUUUAUUAUCGGCUUUAUUUUCUAUUUCACUGUAUUAUUAAAACACUUUUUUUAAUCUA